AGUCUCAAACUUUUGAUCUGUUAUUCAACUUUCUCAACAUCCCCUCAAAAAAUGGAAGGUGGGUCUGAAAAAACAACACCUGAAGGUGGUGAGAGUAAGUCUAAACGAAAAAUGAAAACUGCUGCUCAACUUGAAGUUCUUGAAAACACUUAUGCAGCUGAGCCUUAUCCUUCGGAAGCUAUAAGAGCGGAUCUUUCAGUGAAACUGAAUCUUUCCGAUAGACAGUUACAGAUGUGGUUUUGUCACCGGCGGCUUAAAGACCGGAAAUCUACUACGCCGAGUAAACGUCAGCGUAAGGAGUUGGUAACACCAACGGCUGUGGAAUCCUUGAAACCAGCCGUCAAUGUAGGUGAUUUGGUGGCGGGAAAUGAGCUUGAUUCUAGAAGAGCUGCUCGAGGAGGCGGUGGUAGUGGUGGUGGUGUGACGGUUGUUAGGCGGUUUAAUGAACCGUCUUCUGCUGAGGUUAGAGCUAUUGGUUAUGUGGAAGCUCAAUUGGGAGAGCGGUUGAGAGAUAACGGACCGAUUCUUGGAAUGGAGUUUGAUCCUUUACCUCCUGGUGCAUUUGGGAUGCCUAUUGAGAUGCCAAGCCAUCGAAAGGCGACGAGGCAAGCGUUUGAGACCAACAUAUAUGUUCGAUCCGAUGUAAAGCCUAUCAAAGAUCAUGUGAGGCCCAUUCGUGAAUAUCAGUUCAUUCCCGAGCUGCCAUCUUCAAGGACUGAUCAUUCCGAAAGAGUUUCUCCGUCACAUCAUUUUGGAGUUCCACUUGAUGGUUCGGUUAUGAGGGCUUCAGCUGUGUCUGCUGGACAUCGGGAUGACUAUAAAAUUUCACCUCAGAUACCAAAUUUGAAUCUUGCAACUCAUCAAGGGAAGUCGGGGCAUGUCUAUUCGCCUAACUUGGCCGAAUAUGACUCACCGUAUCAGAAAAGCUACGUGGAUACUGCUGCACAUGGAAACUUAAAUGAUCACCCGAUUCAUGAGGAUCCUUUUGUGAAAUCUGAGAGAGUUGUUGGUAAUGAGGAUGAGGAUGAUGAUGCCCUGCAGUUAGAGAGACAACGCAAGAAUGAAGAAGCAAGAAUAGCUCGGGAAGUUGAGGCUCACGAGAAGAGAAUCCGAAGAGAACUAGAGAAACAAGAUAUGCUGAGGCGAAAGAGAGAGGAGCAAAUAAGGAAAGAAAUGGAGAGGCAAGAUCGUGAAAGACGGAAAGAGGAAGAACGUCUUUUACGUGAAAAGCAGAGAGAGGAAGAGAGGUACCUGAAAGAGCAGAUGCGAGAGUUGCAGCGAAGAGAAAAGUUUUUGAAGAAAGAAACAAUCAGGGCUGAGAAAAUGCGACAAAAAGAAGAGAUGCGUAAAGAAAAAGAGGUUGCAAGGCUUAAAGCUGCUAAUGAGAGGGCCAUUGCUCGUAAGAUCGCAAAGGAAUCUAUGGAACUUAUUGAAGAUGAACGUUUAGAACUCAUGGAGGUUGCUGCGUUAACCAAAGGAUUGCCUUCAAUGCUCGCUCUUGACUUUGAAACUCUACAGAACCUCGAUGAAUAUAGAGACAAGCAGGCGCUAUUUCCCCCAACAUCUGUAAAAUUGAAAAAGCCCUUUGCAGUCAAGCCAUGGAAUGGUUCUGAUGCGAAUGUUGCAAAUCUUCUAAUGGUGUGGAGAUUCUUAAUCACUUUUGCGGAUGUUCUUGGUCUUUGGCCAUUUACCCUAGACGAGUUUGCGCAAGCAUUCCAUGACUAUGACCCACGGCUAAUGGGAGAGAUACACAUUGUUCUUUUGAAGACUAUAAUCAAAGAUAUAGAGGGUGUUGCAAGAACGCUAUUGACCGGUGUUGGAGCAAACCAGAAUACUGCUUCUAAUCCCGGAGGGGGUCAUCCUCAUGUUGUGGAGGGUGCAUAUGCGUGGGGUUUUGAUAUACGCAGCUGGAGACGAAACUUGAAUGUUUUUACAUGGCCUGAAAUCUUGAGGCAACUUGCUCUCUCUGCCGGAUUGGGACCGCAACUGAAGAAAAUGAACAUUAAGACUUUGUCUGUUCAUGAUGACAAUGAGGCCAACAACUCUGAGAAUGUGAUAUUCAACCUAAGGAAAGGAGUAGCAGCGGAGAAUGCUUUUGCCAAGAUGCAAGAAAGGGGACUUUCUAAUCCGCGACGUUCACGGCAUCGUUUGACUCCAGGCACUGUUAAGUUUGCUGCAUUUCAUGUUCUAUCUCUUGAGGGUGAAAAAGGUUUGACCAUUCUUGACGUUGCAGAGAAGAUUCAGAAAUCAGGAUUGAGGGAUCUAACGACGAGUAGGACACCUGAAGCCUCGGUUGCUGCUGCGUUGUCUCGGGAUACAAAACUCUUUGAAAGGGUAGCUCCUUCUACGUACUGUGUGCGUGCUUCCUAUAGAAAAGAUGCAGGUGAUGCUGAGACUAUAUUUGCUGAAGCGAGAGAGAGAAUACGCGCAUUCAAGAGCGGCGUCACUGAUGUAGAAGAUGUUGAUGACGUUGAGAGAGAUGAAGACUCCGAAAGUGAUGUCGGAGAUGACCCAGAUGUUGAUUUGAACCUUAAAAAGGAAGAUCCCAAUGCUCUGAAGAUAGAAAACUUAAUCGGAGUCGAACCAGUGUUGGAAAAUGGGAAACUGGAUUCCUUGCCCAUGAAAACUGAACUGGGACUGCCUCUUACUCCCUCUCUCCUCGAGGAUAUGAAAGAUGAAAAAAGAGAUGACAUUUUAGUGGACCAAUCUCUAGAGGAUGCAGUAGCAAACGGUGAGGACAGUGCUUGUUUUGAUGAGAGCAAACUUGGGGAACAGUGGGUUCAAGGACUCGUGGAAGGAGAUUACUCGAAUCUCAGCAGCGAGGAACGUUUAAACGCACUUGUUGCUCUGAUUGGUAUUGCCAUCGAAGGAAACACAAUCCGAAUCGCCCUUGAGGAACGGUUGGAAGUUGCAAGUGCCUUAAAGAAACAGAUGUGGGGUGAAGUGCAACUCGACAAACGCUGGAAAGAAGAGUCUUUGAUUCGAGCAAAUUACCUUUCAUACCCAACAGCAAAGCCGGGGCUAAAUAUCGCAACCCCUGCAUCUGGAAAUCAAGAAAGUUCCUCAGCAGAUGUUACUCCAAUCUCCUCACAGGAUCCGUUGAGUCUUCCACAGAUCGACGUGAAUAACGUGAUCGCAGGACCAAGCUUGCAAUUGCAAGAAAAUGUACCUGGAAUGGAGAAUUUGCAGUAUCAGCAGCAACAGGGCUACACAGCGGACCGGGAAAGGCUGCGUGCACAGUUAAAAGCGUAUGUUGGGUAUAAAGCUGAAGAGCUAUAUGUAUAUAGGUCGCUUCCGCUAGGUCAAGAUCGAAGACGCAAUCGCUAUUGGCGGUUUUCAGCAUCCGCCUCUCGAAAUGAUCCUGGCUGUGGUAGAAUAUUCGUGGAACUUCAGGACGGCCGAUGGAGGCUCAUUGAUUCCGAAGAGGGCUUUGAUUAUUUGGUGAAGUCACUAGAUGUGCGCGGUGUACGAGAAUCACAUUUACACUUUAUGUUGCUGAAGAUCGAAGCAUCUUUCAAGGAAGCAGUGAGGAGGAAUGUGGAAGCAAAUCCUGGGUUGUGUUCCAUAUCUUCUAGCUUGGACUUCGAUACUGACGAGAUCUCCACAACGUUUAAGAUCGAGCUAGGGGAUAGUAACGGGAUUGAGAGAUCCAGCUUAUUGCAACGGUUCCAGAGUUUCGAGAAGUGGAUGUGGGAUAAUAUGCUGCAUCCGGGUGCGUUAUCCGCAUUUAAGUAUGGUGCUAAGCAAAGCAGUCCGCUUUUUCGCAUAUGCAGAAUCUGUGCAGGACUACACUUUGUCGGUGAUAUUUGCUGUCCUAGUUGCGGUCAGAUGCAUGCUGGUCCGGAUGUUGGUGAGUUGUGUUUUGCUGAGCAAGUGUCUCAACUUGGGGAUAUUUUGAGAGGAGGAGAUAUUGGCUCUAUCUUGCGUAGCUCAAUCUCGUCUCCUCUUAGAAUAAGACUACUCAAGGUUCAGUUAGCACUUGUCGAAGCUUCUCUUCCACCUGAAGGACUUGAAGCUUUUUGGACAGAGAAUCUUAGGAAAUCUUGGGGUAUGAAGCUGUUGUCAUCAAGUUCCCCUGAAGAACUUAAUCAGGUUCUCACAACGUUAGAGACUGCACUAAAGAGAGAUUUCCUUUCUUCAAACUUUGAAACAACUUCUGAACUCUUGGGUUUACAAGAAGAAGCUCUUGCCAGCGAUUUCACUUGUGGGGUUAAUGUACUUCCGUGGAUACCGAAGACAACAGGAGGUGUAGCUUUGAGGCUCUUUGAAUUCGACAGCUCGAUUGUUUACACACCUGAUCAAAACAACGAUCCUCUAAAAGACAAAGAAUCUGAAAAUUUUGUCGGUUUGGAGACAAAUUUUCCAAGAAAUGUUCAAGAGAAGGACGUAAUGGAGACUCCGGUGCAAGUUGCUUACACGCAAGAAGAGAACUGGACGGAUCCUGGUUUAGGUGGUGUGUCUAGCUCUGGGCGAGGAGGUCGACCACCACGAGGUCGUGGCCGGCCUCGUUCCCGUGGCAAUGGCAAGAAACCGGCAGUUUCUGGUAGACCACCACGAGGUGCAGCAAACUCAAAUGGCGAAACCAUGUUGAGACCGAGAGCACAACCACGAAAGAACGGGCGGCGUAGCGGCACCAAAGGCCGGAAGAGACCAACGAAAGGAACACUUGGUAUAUCUAAUGAAGUAGGAGGUGGAAGUCGGGCAAAGGAAGUUGCUGUAACCGCCAAAACCAGUCUUCCUGAUAACGACGACGAUUGGAUCGAUACUCCUGAACUGCAAGACGAUGACGGAGAAGCUAGCAGCUCAGGGAGAUCGUUUCAGUAUGAGGACUAUGAUGAUGAUGUCAUGGCUCCGAUUGAUGAUUUUGAUGGCGGCGGUGAAUCAAGUAAAUUAGUAGGUAGGGGUGAAUUUAGCUUACAUAGUGAUGAUGAAUACGAAGAAGAAGAAGAAGACAUGAACUUGAAAAUGGAUGUGAAUGUUGUUGAUGAUGAAGAUGAAGAUUACAUAAAUGAUGACUCGUAUGGUAGAGAGCAGCCGGUGAUUAGCAACGACGCGGCUGCUCGAAAAAGGUUCAAGUUUGAAGAUCCUGAUCUAACAUCUUCAUCGUCUUCUGAUUUUCAGUGACUGAUAUUAGACAGAAACUACGAAGGCUUUUUUUUUAUUCUUCAAAAUGAAUGAAUUUCUUUAGU
Molecule: messenger RNA, 5189 nt
Organism: Arabidopsis arenosa
Lineage: Eukaryota; Viridiplantae; Streptophyta; Magnoliopsida; Brassicales; Brassicaceae
Source: the annotation of a GenBank genome assembly